CGGGCGUCAGGGCGCGUAGGGUGUUGUGGGUGAACAAAACUUCAUCAAGAGGAAGCGCUAUCAGCGCCACAACAUAGCAACAGCAGCUGUCUAUUUCUGUAUGGAGAAACAGAUUAUUUAACUCUGGUCUGUGAUGUCUACGUCGGUGUUCUUCCCGACCACAUCCAAAAGCUUAACAUCAACUCCUCUGAAAGUUAUAGACCGACGUGUCUACCGGAGCAAAAGCUUGGAGUAUGACUCUGACACUGAGGAGUCGACCUACUCCUUGUUGUCACCGAUUUACCAUGAUAGCUUUGAGCAUGAGGGGUCAGAUGAUGAGCUAGAGGUGGGACAUCUGAAUAAGGGGCUGGGCGACGUGAAGGUUUCUGGAGACUGUGUUGGGCACGGUAUCCUGAAGAGGGAAGGGAAUCACAGGAAGGUUGCAGAAGUAAAGUUUGACAAAACUUCACUGCGAAACCUGGGUGCAUGGGAACAGUGGCUGGUCAUCAAAGCCAAAGAAGAUCGUCUCAAAUCAGAACAGAAAGCUCUUGAGGAGCGCACUCUUCUGGAGAAGAAGGAGCAGGAGGAGAGGGAGAAACUGCAGAAGAAGCUCGAGGCAGAAGGGAAGAUCCAGGAGUGGCUGAAAACCAAGAAACAACUGGAUAAAGAGGAAAAGGGCCGCAAGGAACGUGAGAAGCAAGAGGAGGAGGAGCGAGAACGGCAAAAAGCGAAGGAGCUGGAACGGAGGGCUGAGGAGCGGUUUAAACAAUGGCUGCUGAAGAAGAAACAGGAGGAACACGAGAGGAAAGAGCGCGAGAAGGAGGAGGCGGCCUUGAAGCAGGCGGAGCUGCGGGAGCGUGCGAGGAAGGCGGAGGAGACGUUCCAGCAGUGGCUUAAAGAGCAGAACAAGAACCGGCCCAAGAGGAACGCCAGCCCAGGUGAGCGGCACGCCAGCCCAGGCUAUGACAAUCUCAACUACCCGUCUCCAAGCUUCUGCAACCCUAUUCCAUGGAAGCCCAUCCACAACCCCCCUCCAGAAAGACCUCGACGGGCCAGGCGGACCCCGGGCCGUAAACAGCAGCCAGGGGGCCCCCCCAGACUGCACUCCACACCCAGCCUCACCUUCAGAUCCAGGGACACACUGAGCUUUGCCUCCAAAAGGCGAUGAUGACGAUGCCCCCACAGGGGAGUUUCCUCCUCCGCGAUGCUGCCCUCUGGUGGCGAAGGACAGAAUGUGGAAUUGAAUAAAGGGAUCUUUCAGCUCGA
Molecule: messenger RNA, 1245 nt
Organism: Engraulis encrasicolus (European anchovy)
Lineage: Eukaryota; Metazoa; Chordata; Actinopteri; Clupeiformes; Engraulidae
Gene: ccdc34
Product: coiled-coil domain containing 34
Exons: 7
Coding region: 134-1147 (337 amino acids)
Source: RefSeq, a predicted model, not a curated record